AUGGGCGCCACGCUCUCACAACAAUACAUCCCUUUACUCCCAAGGAGCAUCAAAAGCAAGUCCAAAAAACGCCCCCGAUACCUGUUUCGCCUUCGAAUCCGGUGUAAAAAGAAAGAAACCCUUCCAGAAAUCCACGCUCCCUUUGCCAACCCCGGUCAUGACCAUCGAGAGGAAUCCCGCGACUCGAAGCUCGACGAUGGUAGUAGCGCCGAGGGUGAGGAGAGUUCUCCCUCCCACCAGUCCCUCCCUAUCUCCUUUACCAACGACAAACCGUUACCAAAACUACCUCUCGUAAUUACCCCUGCGGCUCAAUUCCCCGGCCAACAAGCACAACUCAAUUCCUCUAGCGAACUCCCAGCCACUGAAGCCAUCCAACCCAUCAUCAAUGCCGCCCCUUCCGAAAACAUCAACCAAGAGGACGACAAUGAGGAUGUCUCAGACUCAGAAGACUCAGACUUCCCACCAGAGAUAGAGAGACCGCACACCCCACCGCCCUGGGACACUUCUCUAUCAGGCUACGGCUCCGUCCUCGAGGUUUCUCGACCGUUCAGAGCCAGACGUGUGUUUGGGCACCCGCUUGUCGAGGGACACUUUUUGUUGGGAAGUUAUCAGGGGGAUAAUAGCUUCUUGAGUAAUGGUGGAGGUCCGAUAGCAGCUGAGGAGAGGAGGAGGAUGUGGAGGGUGUGGGAAUCAACAAAGGAAAAGGAAAAAGAAAGAGGGAAAGGGGAAGAGAAGGAGAAAGAAAAAGGGGAAUACAAGAAUGGAGGAGUAGUAGACGACGAUGACGAAUGGAAGAAGAAGAGGAAGAAGAUGAUGAUGGUAGGGGGGCUGAAGAGUGCAAGACAACUUGAACAGAAGGCGAUAGAAAGGGAAAAUGAAAGGGAAAGGGAAAGGAAAAGGGAAAGGGAAAGAGGACACAAAAAGGAGAAGGACAAGGACAAGGACAAGAUGCCCCCGAUAAAGACAAAGACAAAAACAAAAACCAAAACAAGAAGAAGAAUGUCCGAGUGGAGAAAGUGGAAGCCUUUACCUAGGUAUCCGGCUUGUACGGCCGUUGCGCAGAGGGCUACGUCUAGUAUGUGGGCUGAUACUGCUGCUACUGGUGACAGCAACAGCGCAUGGAGAGAGGUUUUUGUUGAAGAGGCGGAAGACAGGGAGUAUCAGGGAGGGGAUGAGGAAGAGGAAGAAGACGAUGAUGACGAGGAUUUGGAGGAGGCGAUAAAGAGGUUUCUGGAGAUCAAGAUCCCAGUGGACUUGAGCAGUUUACGGCGGUUGAGAACCAGUUUUGCGGGAACCGGGGAACACGCAAUGGCUGUUGACGACGGUACUGGGGAAACUGCGAAGAAAGAUUCGGAGAAGGAAGUUUUGGAGAAGGUCAUGGAGGGUGAGCAAGGCCAGUUAUCACCAGUCGAGUCCUUGAUGUUCACAGACACGGACAUCGAGGGCUUCGAGUUCUUAUUCGAAGAGGAGGACGAAGGAGGCGGGAUAUGGGAUUUGGGCACAGCUGAAGGAGUAAAGAGCGAAAGGGUUGAGGGAAAAAGUGAAGCCUGCCAGAUGGACAGGCCAAUUGGUGGGUUUGCAGGAGGAGAUGCAUCCAGAGCAGAAAGUUCUGAAGAAGAUGCUGAACACCACUUGACAGUGAGAACGGCUUUCAAUAUCACGCAAAGGUUGAGCCGGUGGAAGGAAAGGGAAUAA
Molecule: messenger RNA, 1695 nt
Organism: Neurospora crassa OR74A
Lineage: Eukaryota; Fungi; Ascomycota; Sordariomycetes; Sordariales; Sordariaceae
Exons: 1
Coding region: 1-1695 (564 amino acids)
Source: RefSeq, a predicted model, not a curated record